Messenger RNA from Phaeodactylum tricornutum CCAP 1055/1, 2244 nucleotides. It is a transcript of the gene PDS1, whose product is annotated as phytoene dehydrogenase. Gene Ontology annotation, biological process: carotenoid biosynthetic process. The record is from RefSeq and is a predicted model, not a curated record. NCBI's taxonomy places the organism in Eukaryota, Bacillariophyta, Bacillariophyceae, Surirellales, Neidiaceae. Gene Ontology annotation, molecular function: phytoene dehydrogenase activity. The transcript has a single exon. The coding region runs from base 288 to 2162 and encodes 624 amino acids.
CUCGGCACGUUGACUGGUCAGUAUACCUACAUACGUAUACUAGAUAUUCACUCCCACACGUAUACACAAAUAGUCAUUGUUGUCGCUACCGUUUGGUGUUUGUUGUCCUCCUCUUUCGCAACUAUCCAAAAGUCGAAAUCGCCAACGCCAGUUCUUCUGAUUCCAUUUGGUAUCGUUCGUGUCGUUGCCCGUGUUUGUGUUGUUGUUGUGUUGGUCUUUCUUUGUCCAACCAGCCAACAAACCUUGCAGUUCAUCUAUAAUCUAAACUCCGGAGUCACGAUCAAGGGAUGAUGUUUCACUAUAAGACAGGGUCGUCAUGGUUCCUGCUGCUGUCCGCAUCCAUUACCACAACCCUCACGACGACAACGAUGACAACAACCCACGCCUUUGCCCCGCACACGCGCUUAUCCGUGCCCCACGGUGCUUCCCGACUCGUCAUGAAGGAUUUCCCCAAACCCAAUUUGGAAGAUACGGACAAUUACCGUUUUUAUCGUGAUUUGUCGCACUCCUUCUCCACGACACUCAAGGCACCGUCGCCAGAAUCACGCAAGAAGGUAGCCAUCAUUGGCGGUGGCUUGUCCGGUCUCGCCUGUGCCAAGUACCUCGCCGACGCCGGACACCAACCCGUCGUCUACGAAGCACGGGACGUCCUCGGCGGCAAGGUCUCCGCUUGGCAAGAUGCCGACGGAGACUGGAUCGAAACCGGACUACACAUUUUCUUUGGUGCCUACCCGAAUAUGAUGAAUCUCUUUGCCGAACUUGAUAUUCACGAUCGUCUCCAGUGGAAGGUGCACAAAAUGAUCUUUGCCAUGCAGGAACUACCCGGAGAAUUCACAACCUUUGAUUUCAUUCCCGGCAUACCCGCACCCUUCAAUUUCGGACUCGCUAUUCUCAUGAACCAGAAAAUGCUCACUUUGCCGGAGAAAAUACAGACGGCUCCCCCGCUACUGCCCAUGCUCGUACGCGGACAAGACUUUAUCGACGAACAGGACGAACUCUCCGUCCUCGACUUUAUGCGCAAGUACGGGAUGCCCGAACGCAUCAACGAAGAAGUCUUUAUCAGCAUGGCCAAGGCACUCGAUUUCAUUGAUCCCGACAAAUUGAGUAUGACGGUCGUUUUGACCGCCAUGAAUCGCUUUUUGAACGAAGACAACGGCCUCCAAAUGGCCUUUCUCGACGGCAAUCAGCCCGACCGGCUCUGUGCACCCAUGGUCGAACACAUUCAAGCCCGUGGCGGUCAAGUCAACCUCAAUUCCCCCGUGCAAGAAAUCGUCACCCGCGAAGACGGUAGUGUCGAUUACCUCCUGAUGCGGUCCGGAGAAAAGGUCGUUGCCGACGAAUACGUGUCCGCCAUGCCCGUGGAUAUUGUCAAACGCAUGUUGCCCGAAAAGUGGCAAACAAUGCCCUACUUUCGUCAAUUCGACGAACUCGAAGGCAUUCCCGUCAUUAACCUCCACAUGUGGUUCGAUCGCAAACUCAAAGCCGUCGAUCACUUGUGCUUUUCCCGCUCGCCGCUGCUGUCCGUUUACGCCGACAUGAGCGUCACCUGCAAGGAAUACUACGACGAAUCCGCUUCCAUGCUCGAGCUCGUCUUUGCCCCGUGCAGUCCUCUCGCCGGUGGUAACGUGAAUUGGAUUGCCAAGACGGACGAAGAAAUCAUCGACGCGACCAUGGGCGAACUGGCCCGACUCUUCCCCACCGAAAUCGCCGCUGAUCCCACCUGGCCGGCCACCAAGAACCAGGGCCCCAACGGUGAGGCCAAACUUCGCAAAUACGCCGUGGUCAAGGUGCCCCGCUCGGUCUACGCCGCCAUUCCCGGCCGCAACAAGUACCGCCCGAGUCAAACCACUCCAAUUGACAAUUUCACGCUGGCCGGGGACUGGACGUCACAAAAGUUUCUGGGAUCCAUGGAAGGCGCCGUCCUCGGGGGCAAGCUCGCCGCCGAAGUAUUGGCCCGCAAGGCGGCCAACCUACCCGCACCCGAACUCGCCAACAAACCCGUGCGGGAUGAAAUUGUGCAAAAGGCGCAAACGCACGUGGCGCGUCCACCGGCCGGAGUCAAGGGACAAGGUGCGAUUGCCUUUGGCGGUGGCGCCGUGCUCGGGACGGAAAACAAAGCCUUGCUUCGGGACGUUGAUCCUAGUCAAUUCGUGGAAGCCUAGUACACACACACACACACAACCGACUCUAGUGAAGGAAAGUGUAAAUCUGUUGCCGGUAACAACUAACGCAUUUUGAUGAUUG